AUGCUUAGGAAAAUCAAGACAGAGGGGGCAUCCGCCACACGACUGGGCUACACAAAGCCACGCCAUAUAACGUAUGCAAAAUGCUUAGACACUGCACGAGAGAUAUUGGUCGCCAUGGCUGAAGCCGAAGGUCAACCGGCAUUCGCACAAGCAACGCCGGAGGAACAGCUUCGACGCACAUCACUCACACGAGCGCAGCACGAGCAAGGCCUACUGUUCAACAGCUACGCAACGAUGGACAUGUGUGGCCGGGCGCACUAG
Molecule: messenger RNA, 261 nt
Organism: Sphaeroforma arctica JP610
Lineage: Eukaryota; Ichthyosporea; Ichthyophonida
Exons: 2
Coding region: 1-261 (86 amino acids)
Source: RefSeq, a predicted model, not a curated record